This is a messenger RNA of Gossypium raimondii (Peruvian cotton), 1023 nucleotides long. RefSeq lists its product as uncharacterized. Lineage: Eukaryota; Viridiplantae; Streptophyta; Magnoliopsida; Malvales; Malvaceae. Bases 255 to 521 code for a protein of 88 amino acids. The transcript has 4 exons. The record is from RefSeq and is a predicted model, not a curated record.
AUAGAGUCGGAAAACAAAUGUGGACUUCAACGAGAAGGCCGACAAAAACCCAGUUUUGGUUUCUUUGUGUACGUACCAUCAACAAUGUAGCGCAAUUUAAGAUAUAUAAAAUCAAAAUCCUGAAACCAUGUGCCCUCUCCAUUGUAAUAACAAAAGAAUGAUUAGACUGGGUUAUCUCUGACAGUUGUUUAUCAUUCUAAGGCAUACCCCCCCACCCCCCCCCCCAAAAAAAGAAUCUUCUAGAGUCCCAAGCCAUGAGCCAAGAACAGAACCAACCUUCUCCUGCUGCUGCUCAGCCAGAUCGGCGUCCUCCAUUCGAUCCCAGUCGAAUGAUUGGCAUUAUUAAGAGGAAGGCAUUAAUAAAAGAAUUAGCUGCUGUAUACCAUGGUGAAUGCCUUGCAUACUGUCAAGAACUUCUUGAGCUUCAGAAAAAGUGGAAUGAGCCCUUUAUUGAUGAUAAAAGCCCUGAUGAUUCGAGGAAGAAAAUGAAGCCUCCAAAACGGCUAAAGAAGUCUCGCUAACCAGACGUUUGUUGAGUGGCCAGCAAUACCAAUCCCUUGUUUUUGGCUAGUGGUCAAAUAUUAAUCAUGUUGCCCAAUUUACAGUUUGCAGAUAAUGUAAUGGCUCUGAGAUUUCAUCACUUCCGUUCAUCCACAUAAGAAACAUCUAUCUAGAUGCCUAAUGAGUAAGUGGAGCCUGGAAAAGAUCAAUCAGGAUUUCUAGUUUCCAUCAUAUUUCUGUAUUAUAGGUAACAUAUUAACACAUGAUUACUUGUCUAAGACAAUCACAAUUAUGGUGUUUUUAUACACUUGCUUGAUCCAACUACCAUGUCAUCGAGCAUCGGAUAGUAGUUAGAAGCUCCCGGGUCAUUGAACUUUAUCUGCUUCGGCAACAUUUGCUUGUAUUGUGGUUCGGAUUUGGGAGCUUGUCCCAGAGUUUGUUUCUACAACGUGCAUAAGAUCAGAUUGCAGAUGGUUCUUUCUGGAUGUGAUUUAGAAUUAAUUUAUUUUUUUUGUGAUCUAA